CUUGCAAGGGUCCAUUUUAGCUCCAAUGCCAUAAUCAGAGCAGGGAAAUAAGGACUCAUAUCACGUCGUCGAUUUCUUCAGGCUCUUUGUUUUCAUAGCGUUGGAUAAUUACGUAUCUUUUGCGUUUCAUAAAUUUGCCCUCAGGAAUACCCCGCCACCGAGGCCUAUUUCAACAUCUCGCUACAAUGUCUGGAGCAUACAUACAAGCACGCAUGGACCAUGCGAUUUCCUCCCAGCCUCGCAAGGUCCUGAAAGCGCCCGAUCGCCCGAUCGCAAUCCGAGGAAACUACAUUGCCGACUCGAGGACACUCCUGACUCUCAGACCACAGGGGGGCGCCCAGUCUGUGGCUGCUUACAAAGUCCAGGACGAAAACGGGGCUACUCAGUUUACUGCCAGUGGUCGGAAAUACAAUAGUCGCUCAUGCAGAGAAUUUCGUGAUGCUUCAGGCCUACCCUUGUUCGAGCUUCACCGGAAGAUAUCAUUUAGAAAUGCUUGGUCUAUCACACUGCCAGGGAGUCCAACUGCUGAUAGCAUAGCCACUGGUGCACCGCGACUGGCCCCGUUUGGAAACUUUAUAUUCACGUUCACCAAUGUAGUUACCACCGAUAUGAAAGAGUCAGGGGAUGAUAGACUGGUGACACUGGAGGUUGAGAGGCAUGGGCGCGUAUUAGAGUCCUUUGACAUUGUGGAUGGAGACAGGAAGGUCGCUGAAGUGCGCGAGAGCGUACAGCACAACCAGAAACUUGCCUUGACGCCAAGUACACGUCGCAAUUAUCGACCUGUUCUUGAUAUUGUCGUUACUCCAGGUGUGGACUUAUCAUUGGUUACUGUCUUGGCGAUCAUCAUUGCGGAUAGUGUAUUCGGUUCUGAGUAG
This is a messenger RNA of Aspergillus pseudotamarii, 875 nucleotides long. Its product is annotated as tubby C-terminal-like domain-containing protein. The record is from RefSeq and is a predicted model, not a curated record. The coding region runs from base 186 to 875 and encodes 229 amino acids. NCBI's taxonomy places the organism in Eukaryota, Fungi, Ascomycota, Eurotiomycetes, Eurotiales, Aspergillaceae. The transcript has 2 exons.